CCCAACCCUAUCCUCGUUCCCCCUCGUUUCACCGUCUCAACGCAAUGUCUGCCCCCUCGUCUCCCGAACCCAAGCCCGCCUCACAGACCGAGGAGAAGGUUGCUCCGUCCUCGAAGAAGAGCUCUCCUGCGAAGAGCCCUGCCGCUAAGAAGUCGGCCGCGACCAAGAAGGCUACUACUAAGAAGUCGUCUGUAUCCAAGAAGCCCGCCCCGCAGGCCAAGGCUUCGGGGCACCCAUCCUGGAAGGAUCUCAUCAAGGAAUGCAUCGUCGAUCACCCCGACGACAAGCGCGCCGGUGUCUCGCGACCCCAGAUCAAGAAGUGGGCUGAGGACAAGUACAACAUCGACAUGAGCGGUGCCAACGUCUCGCACAUGAACCGCGCCAUCGCAUCCGGCGCCGAGGUGGGCAUCUUCCUUCUCCCUAAGGGCGUUUCCGGCAAGGUCAAGCUCGCGCCUAAGAACGUCGCAUCCAAGGAGAACGAGCCCGCGACCAAGAAACCCGCUACUGCUACCACCUCGAAGAAGCCUGUCGCCAAGUCUGCUCCCACGAAGAGGUCCGCGGCUACCAAGACUUCGUCCACUAAGAAGUCCACUGCUACGAAGAAGGCCGCGACGAGCAAAGCGCCCGCUCGAGCAGCCCUCGCCACCAAGUCGUCUACCGUACCUGCGAAGAAGGCUGCCGCCCCGAAGAAGACUGCCACUGGGACCAAGAAGGCGCCGGCGAAGAAGACGUCCAGUGCGAAGAGCAUCGAGAAGAAGGCUGCUGCCAAGACCGCCGCGACGAAAGCGUCGAAGGCUAAAGCCAAGCCCGCAUCCUCCAAGAAGGCGGCACCGACUUUCUAUCCGAUGUUCUUCGAUAUGAUAGAUUGCGAGAUCGAAGCUGCCGCCGACAACAUGGCGAAAUACUUGGAGGUCAAACACCGCUUAAUGCCCUACAUAUACAGCCUCUACAUGCUCGGUUCGUCGCUCCUAGUGGCGCCCGUCUUUGUCCCGGAGGGCGAAGAAUCCGAGUAUUACCUCCCCGCUGGCCGAUGGACGUCCUUCUUCCAUCCCGAACGCGUCGUCACCGGCCCGACGUGGGUCAAGGAGGUGGUGCCGCUGGACGACAUCCCCGUCUGGGUUCGCCCCAACACGAUCCUCUGCCUGGGCCCGGAGCACACUGGUCGGCCGGACUACAAGCUGUCGGAGGGGCUGGAGGCCCGGUUGUAUGAGCUCGAAGAAGGGGCCAAGGUCGAGGCCGUGAUCCCGACGGGCGAGACGGGCAAGGUUGCGGGCACAGUGCGUGCGGAGAGGAAAGGGGCGGAGAUCAGGGUGAGCGUGGUCGACGGCGAGGUGGGGCUUGCGAGCAUUUCACUGUUCGAUGAACGCUUGCAGAUCACGGGUGUCACUGCUGGCGGGAAGGUUCAAGGUAAGGCGGUGGAGGUGGAGAAGGGCGCAAAGGAGGUCAUCUUCACAGUGUAA
Messenger RNA from Punctularia strigosozonata HHB-11173 SS5, 1460 nucleotides. RefSeq lists its product as uncharacterized. Lineage: Eukaryota; Fungi; Basidiomycota; Agaricomycetes; Corticiales; Punctulariaceae. Gene Ontology annotation, biological process: nucleosome assembly. The record is from RefSeq and is a predicted model, not a curated record. Gene Ontology annotation, molecular function: DNA binding. Bases 45 to 1460 code for a protein of 471 amino acids. Gene Ontology annotation, cellular component: nucleosome. The transcript has 9 exons.